AAUUGAUGGACCUAUUGACCUUGUCUACAGGUGCUGGUCUGCGUGCUUUCCAGCGGUCUGAACCAUGAGGACUGGCCAAGGGUGGUGUGUGACGACAUCCACAGACACCUGGAGAAACUGAGGAGCAAAGUGGUUACUCUGAAAGGCCACGCUGAAGGGCGCACCCUGCUGCCGUUGCCUCUGUCUGUGCAAAGGGCCCGACCUCAGGACGUUGCUCUUGGGUCAGUGGGGAAGAAUAAUUUACUUCCCUGGAUUUGAACUAAAUAGAUGACUGUGUUUUUGUUUUUAUGUCCUUUGCCUCCUUUCUUCUCUAGUCCCACUGGUUGGCCACUGGACUCUGGCCUAUUAUACUCUAUGGAAACUCUUAUAGUUCAGUGGUCAGGGCAAAUAUGGAAUGUUCUGAGAAAAGACUCUGGGAAGCUACUCCUCAGUGGAGACAACCCAGGCCCUAACAUCGAAAUUCAGUUUUGGACCACUCAGAGAGAGAACCUGGAGGGCAUUCACUUACAGAUCCAGAGCUCCAAAGUUCAACAGAUCAUGAAGAUCCUGAGAAAAGUCAAGAGCAGUUAUUAUUAUUCCUUUAAGUCUGUUUACCAACAGGUCUAUGAGGCAUUGCUGGAAGCAGAGGACAUAGAUGUGUAUCUGCGCCCUUUGAGGAAAUUGAUUAGCAGCUUUGAAGAGAAAAGUUUCCCUCAGGUCGAUGUUCUGCUGCCUUCACUUUUCCACACACUCUGUCUCAUCUGGAGCAACUCUCAGUACUACUGCACACCAGAGCGCAUGGUGGUCCUCCUGCAGGAGUUCUGCAACCUAAUCAUUGAAAAGGCUAUUGGCUACCUGAUCCCAGAGGAGCUGUUUAAGAUGGAGCUGGAGGAAGGCCUGCAGAGAGUCCAAAUAACUAUCUCAGUACUGCGCACGUUCAAGCAGUUGUUUCACACAUACCGUCAGCGUGUACCAGAGUACUACAAACGAGGGCAGGUCAUAAAGCAGUGGGACUUUCCCGCUGCUUUAGUGUUUGAGCGUUCAGACCACAUCAUGAAAAGGCUGCUGAUGAUUGAGGACAUCUUUGUAACAGCGCUGGACUUUCUGAAUUUGGAGAAGAUUGAACUUGGUGGAUCCAGAGGGAAGAUCCUCACUGAGAUGGUCUCCUGCAUGAGUGAGGAGUUCCAUGACCGCUGGCGGAGCCUGAGAGAGAGCAAAUAUGACCCCUUAGACUACACCAACGAAGUGAGGCCUGCUGAAAUCAUGGGGUUGUUUUUGAUAUCCCACCGCUAUUUAUUAAUUAAACCCCAUGUUUUGUUGACCAUGUUCAACCAAGAAAUAGACCACUGUCAGUCCAUCCUUGAUCAACACAAGGAAGAGUUGCAGUCAGACUCUGUGGUCUUGGGAAAGAACAUGCCAUCGGUGGCAGGAAACCUGAAAUGGUCACAGGAGCUUCGGAAUCGUAUUCUCGCCAUAAGGAGUAGCCUCUGCCAGCUGCCUCAUAUGCCUCUAGGGUCUCCUGAAGCCGAUGAUGUCUUCAGGAAGUGUGAGCGCAUUCUUGAGGUUCUGGAGCAACAUGAUGAGGAUCUGUUCACUAAAUGGACAGAGGGGUUGGAGGAGAUCUGUCAAACCCACCUGAGUGACCCUCUGCUGUCACUGGACACUGACAAUGGCCUGUACCAGGUCAACUUCAAUUCAGCGUUAACAUCAGUUCUGAGAGAAGUGAAAUAUUUGGGAAUGUUGAAGGAUCAACACAUUCCAAAAGCAGCUCUGCUUUUGUACUCCAAAAGAGAGAGACUCUACAUGCACACACAGACACUGACCUUGGUGACCCAGUGGUACAACCACCUCCAUGGGACCGUUCUGGCUGUGGAGAUAGGGUUGGUGAAAAGUGAGAUGGAUGAGACAAAACAACAACUAGAACCUUCUCUCAAGGAGCUCACCUGGGCCCAGGAUGAUCUUUGGGACUACAUUCAGACCACAAGAGACAUGGUGAAGAGCAUCUCGAGUCGUGUCCAGAACAGCAAAGCCAAUGUGCUGGCAAUCCAGGGUCUUAUGGGUAAAUUUAGCCACCAGGCCUUCAUCACCAGAAGAACCCCUGGCUCUGCUCUCCUCGUCUUCUCUGAAAUUGAGGAGAGUGUUCUCAAACAGCAUGACCUUAUCACAAGAACUGGAGAAAAGAUACAUGAGCUUUUGCAGACUGUGUCCACUGUGCUCCAGGAGAACCAGUCUCUACUUGGUGUCACAGACAUAGAAUCCCAGGAGUGGCAGGCCUACACAGACUAUGUAGAUCAGAUGAUUCUGACGGGCUUCUCCUCGGCAGUACGCUGCUCCCUGCAGUACCUUGUGGACAACACUGAUGCAGCCCAGCAGAUAAUGCCACUUUUUGAAGUCCAGCUCAUUCUCAAUAGCAAUGAGAUGACAUUUGACCCCUCACUGGACUUGAACUAUAGCAGUAACUUCUAUCAAAUAGUGGAUAAAAUGGUGACUGACAUCACAAAAAUGGCUUCCUUUAUACCCAGAGUGGCAAAGCAUAAACAGAAGGAAAACUAUCAGACUGACAUUAAUCAGAUGGAGGAUUUGACAGAAAUGUGCCACAUAAUCAGAUCUAGAGCACGGGCAGCCAUUACUAAGGUUAGUGCUGGAAAAAUCCACACUAGAGAGGAAUUCAAAAUCACAUGUUUUUUUUUUUGUUUGUUUCUCAGAUCUGAAUUCAUGAGGCAGUUUCUGCUCUAUGGCCGUGUUUUAAGUACAGAGGAAGCUGAGCUGUACGCUGACUAUGAGCUCAAAAAGAACCCACCGACUCUGGAUAAUUUCAAAGAUCAGAUUAACCUGUUUGAGUCUCUGUAUUUACGAGUGAGUAAGAUGGAGGACAGAAGGCUGUUCUGUGGCUGGCUGCAGCUUGACGUCAGACCUUUUAAGCACAUGCUGAUGAAUAUUAUCAAAAAACUGUCAUUUUUGUUCCAUUCUUAAACAUCGUCCUUUCUGUGUUUCCAUCUCAACAGCGUGAGGGAGUUAUCCUCUUUUGUGGAGACCACAACUCUAGGUCUUUCCAACACGGUGUCAGAUUGCGACUACAACGGUCUUGUUGACAUCAUGGGACACCUCAUGGCCAUACGAGACAGACAGAUCAGCAACGAGCAGCACUUUAAACCUCUCAAAUCUACAGCUGAACUCCUGAAGACCUACGAACAGCAGCUUCCUGAAAGCGUCUACACACAGUUGGAAGAGCUACCAGAGAAGUGGAAGAGUUUAAGGAAAAUUGCCUUCACUGUCAAACAUGAAGUGGCCCCUCUGCAGGCAAAUGAAGUCGCAGUUAUUCGCAGGAAGUGUGUGCGGUUCGAGGUAAAACAGCACGAGUUCAGAGAAAAAUUCCGAGACGAACUUAUAUUUAGGAUCUCUGUGGAGGAGCCUUAUAAAUACAUUGAUAAGGUACUUAUAGCUAUAGCUAUGAAUUCCUGCAGUUCUGAGCGUUUUUGCAUCAAACUAAUGUACAGUGCCUCCGAAUGUCUCCAGACCAACAGAGCAGUCGCAGCAAUGGAGGCAGAAAUGAAGAAGCUGCAGGACACAGCUGAUUUGUUUGAAGUCAACUUCCCAGAAUACAAGCAGCUGAGCCUUUGUCGCUCUGACAUCAUACUGGUCAAAGCAGUCUGGGACAUGGUUAUCUUCGUCAAGACUAGUAUAGAGGAUUGGACUAAGACUCCAUGGAAAGAAAUCAAUGUGGAGCAAAUGGAUAUGGAACUGAGGCGAUUUGCCAAAGAGAUGAAGAUGCUGGACAAGGAAGUGCGAGUGUGGGACGUCUACAUAGGUCUGGAAUCCACCGUGAAGAACCUGCUGACGUCUCUGAGAGCCGUCAAUGAGCUGCAGAACUCUGCUGUCAGAGAAAGGCACUGGCAGCAGCUUAUGAACACCACUGGGGUCCGGUUUAUAAUGGGUGAGGGCACCACCCUGGGGGACCUUUUGGAAUUACAGCUUCACCGUGUGGAGGAUGAAGUCAAAAACAUAGUGGACAAAGCUGUAAAAGAAAUGGCCAUUGAGAAGGUUUUGGCAGAGAUAACCAAGACAUGGAGUGUUAUGUCAUUGUCCUAUGAGACUCAUACAAGCACAGGAACUCCUCUGCUUAAAGCAGAUGAGAAUCUAAUUGAGACACUUGAAGACAACCAGGUGCAGCUGCAGAACAUCCUGAUGAGUAAAUAUGUGGAGUACUUCCAGGAGGAGGUGAGUGGUUGGCAGAGGAAGCUGAUGGUGGCUGACCUUGUCAUCUCCACCUGGAUGUCAGUCCAGAGAACUUGGGCCCACCUCAACGCCAUCUUUACCAACAGCCACGACAUUCGCUGCCAGCUGGCCAGUGAGGCCGAGCGCUUCCAGGGAAUACAUUCUGACUUCCAGACCUUGAUGACUGAGGUGGUGCAGAACAGUAAUGUGGUCGAGGUGACCAAUCAAACUGGCUACCUAGAGAACCUGGAGGCUCUGCAGCAGAGGUUGUCAGUGUGUGAGAAGGCCCUGGCUGAGUAUCUGGAGACCAAGAGGCUCACCUUCCCCAGAUUCUACUUUGUCUCUGCCUCAGACCUCCUGGAGAUAGUCUCCAGAGGCACACAACCUCAACAGGUGACUCGCCAUUUGCUGAAGCUAUUUGACAACAUAGCAGAUCUUCGCUUCAAGGACUCAGACAAAAAUUGCAGGGAGGAGGAUGAGGAGGCAGUUGCUAUAGGGAUGUACAGCCGAGAAGGAGAGUACGUGUCUUUCUCUGAGCCCUGUGUCUGUAAAGGACAGGCAGAGUGUUGGUUAAGUGCCUUGGAAAACACCAUGCGCUGCACGGUCCAGAAAGAGAUCCAGGAGGCUGUGGCUGCAUACGAAGACAAACCACGAGAGCAGUGGCUCUUUGACUAUCCUGCACAGGUUGGUCUUACUGGGAGUCAGGUGUGGUGGGCUACAGAUGUGGGUAUUGCCUUCAAGAGGGUGGAGGAGGGCUUUGAAACUGCACUGAAAGACUACAAUAAAAAACAGAUAACCCAGCUGAACUCACUAAUCCACAUGCUGCUCGGAGAUUUAACUCCUGGAGACAGACAGAAAAUUAUGACCAUCUGCACGAUAGAUGUCCACGCUCGGGAUGUUGUUGCCAGUCUCAUUGCUCAGAAGGUGACGACAGGACAGUCAUUUGCCUGGCUGUCACAGCUACGCCAUCGCUGGGAUGAUGAAACCAGACACUGUUACGUGAACAUCUGUGAUGCCCAGUUCCAGUUCAGCUAUGAAUACCUUGGAAACACCAACAGACUGGUCAUCACUCCACUCACUGACAGAUGCUACAUUACCCUGACCCAGUCUCUCCACCUGACUAUGAGUGGCGCCCCCUCAGGCCCAGCAGGUACUGGUAAGACGGAGACGACCAAAGAUCUGGGACGCUCCCUGGGCAUCAUGGUGUAUGUUUUCAACUGCUCAGAGCAGAUGGACUACAAGUCUAUAGGUAACAUUUACAAAGGCCUGGCUCAGACAGGAGUCUGGGGAUGCUUUGAUGAGUUUAACAGGAUCUCAGUGGAAGUGCUGUCAGUGGUAGCCGUGCAGGUCAAAACUAUACAGGACGCAGUACGGAACAAGAAGCAAAGAUUCCACUUCCUGGGAGAAGAGAUUGAGCUGAAGCCAACUGUGGGCAUUUUCAUCACUUUAAACCCUGGUUAUGCAGGAAGAGCUGAACUGCCUGAGAACCUUAAGGCUCUGUUCAGGCCCUGUGCCAUGGUGAUCCCUGACUUUGAGUUGAUCUGUGAGAUCAUGUUAGUGGCAGAAGGAUUUAUUGAUGCUCGGCUGCUUGCACGUAAAUUCAUCAGUCUCUACACUCUCUGUAAAGAGCUGCUGUCCAAACAGGAUCAUUACGACUGGGGACUAAGGGCCAUCAAGUCGGUCCUGGUCGUGGCGGGAUCUUUAAAACGAGAGGAUCGUAACAGGCCGGAAGAACAGGUGUUGUUGCGGGCACUGAGGGACUUUAACCACCCUAAGAUAGUGACCAGUGAUGUGCCCAUAUUUCUGGGGCUCAUCAGUGACCUGUUUCCUCAGCUGGAAGUGGCCAGGAAGAAAGAUCCUGAGCUGGAGAGUGCAGUUCGCCAGUCAGUCAGUGAACUGCGUCUGCAGCCUGAGGAGAACUUCAUACUUAAGGUCACUCAGCUGGAGGAGCUGCUGGCUGUCAGGCACUCUGUGUUUGUAGUAGGUGGACCAGGAACUGGAAAAAGUCAGAUCCUAAAAACACUUUUCAGAACGUAUUUCAACUUGAAGAUGAAACCUGUGUGGAACGACAUCAACCCUAAAGCAGUGACCACAGAUGAGUUGUUUGGAUUUCUGCACCCUGCCACCAGAGAGUGGAAAGAUGGUAAGGUUACUUUGUCAUUUAUUUUAGGUCUGUUGUCCUUGACAAUGAGAGAGUUAACUUCAUUGAUGCAUGAUGGGCCAAAAUGGAUUGUUCUGGAUGGAGAUAUUGACCCAAAGUGGAUUGAGUCCCUGAACACAGUGAUGGAUGACAAUAAGGUUCUGACCUUGGCCAGUAAUGAGAGGAUCAGUUUGUCCCCCUCCAUGCGGUUGCUCUUUGAGAUCUCUCAUCUUAAAGCUGCUACUCCAGCUACUGUUUCCAGAGCAGGAAUUCUCUACGUCAACCCACAGGAUCUCGGCUGGAGCCUUUAUGUGACCAGCUGGAUAGACACUCGGAAGGCUCUGUCAGAGAGAGCCAACCUUACCAUUCUGUUUGAUAAAUAUGUGCCCUACUGUCUGGAACAAGUGCGAUGUAACCUGAAGACCAUCACUCGUGUACCGGAGAACAGCAUGGUGCAGACGCUGUGUUCUUUGUUGGACUGUCUGCUGACUGAGGAGAACACACCCGCCGACUCUCCUCGAGAACUCUAUGAGAUCUACUUUGUCUUUGCCUGUGUCUGGGCUUUUGGUGGCGCUCUCUUCCAGGAUCAUCUGAAUGAUUACCGUGCUGAAUUCAGCCGCUGGUGGUCGAAAGAGAUGCGAGCAGUGAAGUUUCCAUCACAGGGAACAGUCUUUGACUAUUUCAUAGACCCAGAGACCAAAAAGUUCACUCCCUGGAGCGAAAAGAUGCUGCCGUUUGAGAUGGAGCCUGAUCUCCCAUUACAGACCGUACUGGUCCACACACCAGAAACCAUCUGCCUAACCUAUUUCAUCGACCUGCUGAUCCAGAAAGGGAAACCUAUCAUGUUAGUGGGCAACGCAGGAGUGGGCAAGACCAUCCUGGUGUCUGAUAAAGUGGCCAAGCUGAAGGAGGACUACAUGGUGGCCAAGGUCCCCUUCAACUACUACACUACAUCAGCCAUGCUGCAGAGGGUGCUAGAAAAACCUCUGGAGAAGAAAGCCGGUCGUAAAUUUGCUCCUCCCACCUCCAAAAGACUCAUCUACUUCAUAGACGAUCUCAACAUGCCCGCGGUGGACGUGUACGGAACAGUGCAGCCGCACACACUGAUACGACAGCACCUGGACUACAACCACUGGUAUGACCGACAGCGUCUGGUCCUGAAGGAUAUUCAUAACUGUCAGUACAUCACAUGCAUGAACCCAACAGGUGGAAGUUUCUCUAUUAACCCCAGGCUUCAGAGACAUUUCUCUGUGUUUGCUGUACAUUUCCCUGGAGCCGAUGCAUUAGCCACCAUCUUCUCCAGCAUCCUGUCAGCUCACUUCCUUCAUGGGGGAUUCAGCUACGGCAUGUCUCGCUCAGUUGGCACUCUCCUACAGGCAGCUAUUUGUCUGCACCAGAAAAUCAGUCAGAACUUCCUCCCUACAGCCAUACGAUUCCACUACAUCUUCAACCUGCGGGACCUUUCCAACGUCUUUCAGGGCAUCAUGUUUGCCCAGCCAGAGUGUAUCCGUUACCCCAUGGACCUGGUUCAUCUGUGGCUCCACGAGAGCUCCAGAGUUUACUCUGACAAACUGAUGGAUGAGAAGGAUGUGGAGCUAUUUAAUAAAAUCCUGCUGGACACUGGCAAGAGGUUUUUUGAGGGAAUCGAUGAAUCCAUCUUCAUUCACCAGCCUUUGGUGUACUGUCACUUUGCUCACGGAGUGGGAGAACCUCGCUAUCACCAGGCUGCAGACUGGGAGAAACUCCAGAAGACGCUGGCUGAUGCUCUGGAGCAUUAUAAUGAGCUGCACGCUGUCAUGGACCUGGUGCUGUUUGAAGAAGCCAUCCAGCAUGUGUGUCGUAUCAGUCGCAUCUUGGAGGCCCCCUAUGGAAACGCUCUGCUGGUUGGAGUCGGAGGCAGCGGGAAGCAGAGUUUAUGUCGGCUGGCUGCCUUCCUCAGCACACUGGAGGUUUUCCAGAUCACUCUGAGAAAAGGUUACGGCAUCAAUGACCUUAAGAGUGAUAUAGCAGCGCUGUAUAUGAAGGUGGGGGUGAAGAACAUUGGCACCGUGUUCCUUCAUACAGAUGCUCAAAUUCCAGAUGAACGCUUCCUGGUGCUCAUCAAUGACAUGUUGGCCUCAGGUGAUAUUCCUGACCUGUUUAACGAUGAAGACAUGGACACUAUUGUGUCUUCCAUCCGUAUGGAGCUCAGAGGACUGGGACUUAUGGACACAAGGGACAACUGCUGGAGCUUUUUCAUUGAGAGGAUACGACGGCAGCUCAAAGUGGUUCUUUGUUUCUCACCAGUUGGAUUUACACUGCGGACGAGAGCACGGAAAUUCCCCGCGCUGGUGAACUGUACAGCAAUAGACUGGUUUCACCCUUGGCCUCAGCUCGCUCUGCAGUCGGUCAGCACCACUUUCAUAGAGAAGAUACCUGGACUGGAGCCAGAUGUCAGGGCCUCCAUCAGCGAGUUCAUCUCUUACGCCCACACGUGUGUCAACGAGGUGAGUGUCAAGUACCAACAGAACGAGAAGCACUUCAACUACACCACCCCCAAGAGUUUCCUGGAGUUUAUGAAGCUGUACGGCAACCUCCUGGGGACCAAACGCACGGAGCUGACUGAGAAGAUGGAGCGGCUGGAGAACGGACUGCAGAAGCUGCAGUCGACCGCCUCACAGGUGGAGGAUUUGAAGGCCAAAUUAGCAGUGCAGGAGGUGGAGCUUUGGCAGAAGAACUCAGACAUUGAAGCUCUCAUCGCUAAGAUUGGACAGCAGACAGACAAGCUGAACCAGGAGAGGGCUGUGGCUGAUGCUGAGGAGCAGAAGGUUGCUGCAAUUCAAGCUAAAGUGACCAAACAGCAGCAGGAGACAGAGGAUGACUUGGCCAAAGCUGAACCUGCCUUACAGGCAGCUCAUGCAGCCCUAAAUACACUUAACAGGUUAAACCUGACAGAGCUGAGGACGUUCCCCAACCCUCCAGCUAUUGUCACCAACGUGUCGGCAGCUGUCCUCGUCCUCAUGGCUCCUCAAGGCAGAAUCCCUAAAGAUCGCAGCUGGAAGGCCUCCAAGAUGAUUAUGAGCAAGGUGGACGACUUCCUGCAAGCUCUGGUGAACUUUGACAAAGAACACAUCCCCGAGGCCACAGUGAAGUGUGUUAGAGACGAUUACCUCAGUGACCCCGAGUUCAACCCCGAGUUUGUUCGACAUAAAUCCUCUGCUGCCGCAGGGCUCUGUGCCUGGGUCAUCAACAUCGUGCGCUUCCAUGAGGUGGCGUGUGAGGUAGAGAUGAAGAGGAUGUGUUUGGCUCAGGCCAAUGCUGAUCUGGCUGAGGCUGCGGAGAAAUUACAGGUCAUCAGAAGGAAACUUGCUGAGCUGGACAGUCACCUGGAAACCCUGACAAGUGAGUUUGAGAAAGCCACAUCAGAGAAGCUGCGUUUCCAGGAGGAGGUCAACUACACAAACAAGACGAUAGAACUGGCCAAUCGGCUGGUCAAAGGACUUGAGAGUGAGAAUGUGCGUUGGACUCACUCUGUGUCUCAGUACCAUGAACAAGAGGAGACUCUUAGUGGGGACGUUCUCCUCACUGCAGCUUUCAUCUCCUAUGCUGGUCCUUUUUCCAAGAAGUACAGAAGAGAGCUGCUGGAGAACCUCUGGAUGCCAUUUCUGUGCAAUCAGAAGGUCACCAUCCCCAUGACUGAGGCCUUGGAUCCAGUGACAAUGCUGACUGAUGAUGCCAUGGUGGCCCAGUGGAACAACGAAGGUCUACCAGGAGAUAAAAUGUCCACUCAGAACGCAUCCAUCCUUACCAACUGCGAGCGCUGGCCUCUCCUUAUUGACCCUCAGCUGCAGGGCAUCAAGUGGAUCAAGAGUCACUAUGACAACAACCUCAAAGUCAUCAGUCUUGGGCAGCGAGGGUACGUAGAUGUAAUAGAACAGGCUGUAGUGGCCGGGGACACGGUCCUCAUUGAGAACCUUGAGGAGACCAUUGACCCUGUUAUUGACCCUCUGCUGGGACGACACACGAUCAAGAAGGGCAGUUGUAUCAAAGUUGGAGACAAGGAGUGUUUCUUCCACCCAAGCUUCAGACUGAUCCUUCACACUAAACUGGCCAACCCUCACUACAAACCAGAGAUUCAGGCUCAAACCACACUGAUAAAUUUCACUGUGACCAGAGAUGGACUGGAGGACCAGCUCCUGGCCCAGGUCGUAAAUCAGGAGAGACCAGACCUGGAGAGACUCAAGAUUGAACUGACCAAACAGCAGAACAUGUUCAAGAUUGAGCUGAAGUUCCUGGAGGACGAGCUCCUGACCAGGUUGUCUGCUGCCGACAGUAACUUCCUGGGUGACAACGUGUUGGUAGAGAGGCUGGAGACCACCAAACACACUGCUGCUGAGAUUGAGAUGAAGGUCCAGGAAGCUAAAGUGAAUGAAGUGAAGAUAAACGAGGCCAGAGAACAUUACCGGCCCGUUGCUGUCAGAGCCUCUCUUCUCUACUUUAUCAUGAACGAUCUCAACAAGAUAAAUCCAAUGUAUCAGUUCAGCCUCAAGGCCUUCAACGUGGUUUUUCACAAAGCUGUGGAGAUGGCAGACCCCUUUGAGGACGUGAAGAUCAGAGUCCACACCCUGAUCGACUGUGUCACCUACUCCUCCUUCAACUACAUCAGCAGGGGCCUGUUUGAGAGAGACAAGCUGACCUUCACUGCACAGCUGGCCUUUCAGCUGCUCCUGAUGAGUAAAGAGAUAGAUGUGAGAGAGCUGGACUUCCUGCUUCGUUUCAACAUCGACCACCAGUACGUCAGCCCCGUUGAGUUUCUGUCCAACUCAGCAUGGAGCGCCAUUAAGGUACAAAGAGGGUUCGUCAGCUCUCAGAAGUUAAUUACACCUGACACUGUUUUGGGUUUCUUUUUAUCUGAGCAGGUAAUGAGUUUCACGGAUGAAUUCCGAGGUCUGGACCGGGAUAUCGAGGGAUCUCCAAAACGCUGGAAGAAACUGGUGGAGUCGGAGUCUCCAGAGAAGGAGAAGUUUCCUCAGGAAUGGAAAGGAAAAAGCUCCCUGCAGAAGCUCAUCAUGAUGAGAGCCCUGAGACCUGACAGAAUGACCUACGCCCUUAGGAACUUUGUGGAAGAGAAACUCGGAGUUAAAUACACAGAGGGUCGGAAAACUGAGUUUGCAAAGUCCUUCAAAGAGAGUGGUCCAGCUUCACCUGUCGUCUUCAUCCUCUCUCCUGGAGUUGAUCCACUCAAAGAUGUGGAGUCUUUGGGAAGCAAGCUUGGUUUUACUAUUGACCUCGGGAAGCUUCACAAUGUGUCCUUGGGUCAAGGUCAAGAGGCCGUGGCUGAGAGUGCCAUGGAGAAGGCAGCCAAGGAGGGUCACUGGGUCAUAUUGCAGAACAUCCACCUGGUUGGUCGGUGGCUGGGUUCACUGGAGAAGCUCCUGGAGCGCUGCUGUGCAGACAGUCAUCCUGACUACAGAGUGUUCAUGAGCGCCGAGCCUGCACCAACACCUCAGGACCACAUCAUCCCUCAGGGAAUUCUAGAGAACGCCAUCAAGAUCACCAAUGAACCUCCUACUGGAAUGCACGCUAACCUGCAUUCAGCUCUGGAUAACUUUGACCAGGACAUGCUGGACCAGUGCAGUCGUGAGCAGGAGUUUAAGACCAUCCUCUUCUCCCUGUGCUACUUUCAUGCCUGUGUGGCAGAGAGAAGAAAGUUUGGUCCUCAGGGAUGGAACAAAAAAUAUCCCUUCAACACCGGAGAUCUGACCAUAUCAGUGAACGUCCUCUACAACUACCUGGAGGCCAACGCACAGGUGCCCUGGGAGGACCUGAGGUAUCUGUUUGGGGAGAUUAUGUACGGAGGACACAUCACCGACGACUGGGACAGACGACUUUGUAGGACGUACCUGGAAGAAUACAUGCAGCCCAACCAGUUUGACCGGAAGCUAACCCUGGGUGCAGGCUUCUUUGUCCCCUCCAAUCUGGACUAUCAGGGUUACCAUGACUUCAUAGAUGAGAUGCUGCCCCACGAGAGCCCAGUGCAUUAUGGGUUGCACCCCAAUGCCGAAAUUGAAUUCCUGACGGUGACAUCAGAUAAACUUUUUCACACACUGCUGGAGCUGCAGUCUCCUGAUGCGGUGAUGGGUGAGGGGGCCUCACAGACCCUGGAGGAGAAGGUGAAAACAAUAUUGGACGAGGUUCUGGAGAAGUUACCAGAGGAGUACAAUAUGUCAGACAUCACCUCGAAAACGGCGGAGCGUUCUCCAUACAUCCUGGUCUGUUUCCAGGAGUGUGAGCGCAUGAAUACUCUCAUCUCCGAAAUACGACGUUCGCUCAAAGAACUGGACCUCGGACUGAAGGGUGAACUUGCCAUCUCCUCUGAAAUGGAGAAGCUGCAGACGGCCUUGUUCUUUGAUAAUGUCCCCGACACUUGGACAAAGCUAGCUUAUCCUUCCACCUACAGCCUGGCUAUAUGGUACAAUGACGUGCUGCAGCGCUGCAAAGAGCUGGACAGCUGGACUCAGGACUUGUCUCUACCAAGUGUCGUCUGGUUGUCUGGACUUUUUAAUCCACAGUCUUUCCUCACAGCUGUAAUGCAGUCUCUGGCGCGGAAGAAUGAGUGGCCACUGGAUAAAGUGAAACUGACAGUGGACGUGACCAAGAAGUUUAAGGAGGAGUUCAAUCAGCCUGCAAGAGAGGGGGCGUAUGUCUACGGACUUUACAUGGAGGGUGCCAGAUGGGACAUUCAGGCUGGCGUCAUCACCGAGGCUCGUUUGAAAGAUCUGACCCCGCCCAUGCCUGUGAUCUCGGUCCGAGCUGUUCCCAGUGAUCGCCACGAGACUAGGAAUAUCUACGAGUGUCCUCUCUACAAGACCAAGAUCAGAGGGCCCACUUAUGUUUGGACUUUUAGCCUAAAGACUCGUGAGCGUCCCGCAAAGUGGGUACUGGCUGGAGUGGCCCUGCUUCUCAGUGUCUGAAGAUCAACAAGGAGACGGGGAUUGAAAGGUAAACAC
This is a messenger RNA of Cynoglossus semilaevis (tongue sole), 13323 nucleotides long. RefSeq names its product dynein, axonemal, heavy polypeptide 9 like (gene dnah9l). Gene Ontology annotation, biological process: microtubule-based movement. The record is from RefSeq and is a predicted model, not a curated record. The transcript has 84 exons. Gene Ontology annotation, cellular component: dynein complex. Lineage: Eukaryota; Metazoa; Chordata; Actinopteri; Pleuronectiformes; Cynoglossidae. Gene Ontology annotation, molecular function: dynein light intermediate chain binding; dynein intermediate chain binding; minus-end-directed microtubule motor activity.